Messenger RNA from Amborella trichopoda, 2814 nucleotides. NCBI's taxonomy places the organism in Eukaryota, Viridiplantae, Streptophyta, Magnoliopsida, Amborellales, Amborellaceae. The record is from RefSeq and is a predicted model, not a curated record.
AUGACCCCUAAUAAUAAUAUAGCUAUAGCAAUUAUUGCAAGUGAAACUAAUCGUAAUGGAGAAUGGGCUUGGGGUCGUGUUGGUAGCACCACUUGUGCCUCAACUAAGGUUGUGCUUUGUCCUCUAUGGGGAAGAUUUGAGGAUGCUUUGCGUGUCUGGGAGCACGGUUAUGGGCGUGCAGCCAGCCAUUGCACUGAUUUGAAACAAAUACUGGAAUUGGAAGAGCUGUUAGCUAAUGCUAAACUAAAUGGACAUGCCGUCUGUGAAGAGCAGGCCAUGGGAUCGUCUUGCACAGUUACAUCUAGUUCUGAAUCAGACAGCGGAAGUGCCCCCAAAUCACAUCGAAACGAUCAGAAUAUUGAAAUAACUUCUGCUAUUGUCAAUGCCUGUGAAAGUGUUGGUGUUAUGGAGAAGAAUUCUAUUACUAUUGAACCACAUGAUGUUGGCGGUGUUGUGGAAGAGAGUUCUGUUAUCAGCAGACCACGUGAAGGUGUUAUGGAAAAGAGUUCCCGUGCUAGGGUUUCAAAGACUACAUCAGUAUUUGUGGAUUUUCGUUUAUCUCAAGGAAUAGCAGAGGUAAAUGAAGGAAACUAUGAUCAAGCUGUGUCUACUUUUGAGAAGGUGUUGCAAAGAAAUCCAGCAUCUCCUGAGGCUUUAGUUGGAAGGGGAACUGCCUAUGCAUUCCAAAGAAAACUUGAACUUGCUAUUGCUGACUUUACCAUGGCCAUACAAUUAGAUCCAUUGGCUGGAGAAGCAUGGAAGAGGCGUGGGCAGGCUCGUGCUGCUUUAGGGGAGAUUCCAGAGGCUAUUGAGGACUUGACUAAAGCGUUGCAAUUUGAGCCAAAGUCAUCAGACAUCUUACAUGAAAGGGGGGUUGUCAAUUUCAAAUUGAAAGAUUAUACUGCAGCUGUGAAGGACCUAUCUUCUUGCGUACUUUCUGAUCGAAAGAACGAAACUGCAUACACAUACUUAGGCUUGGCAUUAUCAUCGCUUGGUGAGUACACUAAGGCAGAAAAGGCACUCUUGAAGUCAGUACAAAUUGAUCCAAAAUUUCAGGAGGGGCGGACUCAUUUGUCACAGUUUUACCAUGAAUUAGCACAAGUGGAAAAAGCUUCAAAAUGCAUUCAGAAUCUUAUCUCUAUCGAUAAUAGGUUUGCUAUGGCGUACUACUUGCAUGGCAAUCUCCAUUAUGGAUUGGGAGACCAUAGGAGUGCCAUCAAAGAUUUGUCUGUUGCAUUGAGUAUUGAGUCAUCUGAUUUAGAAAGUCUGUACUUACGUGCCUCUAGUUACCAUGCGGUUGGAGAUUAUGUGGAAGCGGUGAAAGAUUAUGACACAGUUAUUGAUCUGAAAGCAGAUUCUAUGGACAAAUUUGUGCUCCAAUGCUUGGCCUUCUAUCAGAAAGAAAUUGCUCUGUACACUGCAUCAAGGGUGACUUUGGAGUUCACAGUGUUCAAUAUAGAUGAUGAUGUGCACCCGCUUUUCAAGGAGUACUGGUGCAAACGGUUGCACCCACAACAUGUGUCCGAAAAUGUAGUCAGGCAACCACCGUUGAAAGAUGCCCUUAAAAGAGGUCGCCUAAAGAAGCAAGAUUAUACCUUUACAAGACAAAAAGAGAUUCUUCUUGAGGCUGCAGAUUCCAUUGGCAAGCGUAUCCAAUACAAUUCCCCAGGAUUCUUACCAAAUCGGCGUCAGUAUCGCAUGGCAGGGUUAGCUGCUAUUGAUAUUGCUCAAAAGGUUUCGAAGGCAUGGCAAUCCCUUCGAGCCGAGUGGAAAUCAUUGAGGAGAUCUGGAGCAAAAGGUAAUAGGAAAAACCGAAAGAGUGAAAUGGGAUCUGUUGCAAGUCAAAAUCGGGGUGGUGCAGGCUGUAGCAGCCAGAGCAGCGGAAGUUCAAGUUCUUAUAACCCUGAUGACGAUAGAUCUCUAAGACUCCGUUUUGUGAUCUCUUGGCAUGAUGUUUAUUCAUUUGCUGUUAAAUGGAGACAAAUUUCUGAGCCUUGUGAUUCUGUAGUCUGGGUCAAUAGGUUAAGUGAGCACAAGAACUCAGCAUUUGGUUCUCGUACAUCAUUGAUUCUUGGACAAGGAAAAGUUGUUAGAUAUUUCCCCUAUUAUCAAAGAACCCUGGAUGCUUUGAAGAACAUAAUGAAAGAGAGAGCCUUUGUGAAUAACAAGGCAAAUGAAGUUGUUGAUUUGACUGAAGUCAAGAUGUUACAAGCUAUUGUAAAUGCAGAAUGUGUUGCUGAUCUUUAUAACAUUAUUGGUCAAGACUUCUGGCUAGCAACAACUUGUGUUAGCACAGCAUUUGAAGGGAAGCAACUUGAGGGGACCAGGAUUACGGUGGAAAAAGAGGAUAAGGGAUUUGAUUUUGCAAUCAGAACACCCUGUACACGUCCCAGAUGGGAGGAUUAUGGUGCAGAAAUGACAGCAGCAUGGGAGACUGUGUGCAAUCACUAUUGUGGUGAAGCAUAUGGUUCAACUGACAUUCGCAUGCUAGACAAUGUAAGAGACAGCAUUCUGAGAAUGACGUAUUACUGGUACAAUUUCAUGCCUCUGUCAAGAGGUUCAGCAGCUGUAGGCUACGUGGUUAUGCUGGGUCUGUUCCUUGCUGCCAACAUGGAGGUCAAUGAGAGCAUUCCCAAAGGCAUGCAGGUCGAUUGGGAAGCCAUUCUCUCCCCAUAUCCUGAUAUGUUUGUGGACUCUAUGAAAGCUUGGAUCUGUCCAUCUCUUAAGAUCAAUACCUCAUGGAAGGAACUUCCUGAUGUAUCAUCAGCAUUCCCCACUACAGGUUUAGUUGUUGCGGCACUAAGCACUUACUAA